GACCGCUUCAUCGUGUACAAGACAUACUCACACGACAAUAGCACCAUCUACCGCCUCACAACGUGGACCAACGUGUCGGCCUGGGCGCUGGGGUGGGUGCUGCCCAUCAAGAUCACCGUCAUCUUCCUCAAGGUGCAGCAGCCGACGCCGGCGGGCGCGUACGACAGGCUGAAGCAGGCCGGGCUGACGCUGCCGGCUGGCUCGCGGGGCGGGCUCGCCGACGACGCCGACACGGUGGUGGAGCAGUGGGCCAAGCCGUGGAACUCGGUGUCGUCGGGCGACAUCACGGCCUUUUGCGACGCCAACAUGGACCAGAUCAAGGUCGGCGUGCAGGAGACGGGCUACCUGCGUAUUGUUACAAUCGUCUGGGCCCCGGAUGACAAGGGCGGCGACGCUCCCCCGCGCAUGCGCGGAAUGGCCGAGUUCAUCAAGGACCGCUUCCGCGUGCAGAAGGACGCGGCCAAGUGGGAGUCGGUCGCCAGGGUUCCCAUCAAGUGGAUCGUGGGCGGCACU
This is a messenger RNA of Lasiosphaeria miniovina, 513 nucleotides long. RefSeq lists its product as uncharacterized. The annotation marks the transcript as partial. Lineage: Eukaryota; Fungi; Ascomycota; Sordariomycetes; Sordariales; Lasiosphaeriaceae. The transcript has a single exon. The record is from RefSeq and is a predicted model, not a curated record.